ACUAACUGUUUGUUUAACUUAACAGAACAUGGUGAAUACUAAUCAGCUAGCUGAGAUGAUGGCCACUAUGGCCCAAGCGGUAACAGCGCAGGCCCAAGCGGUAACAGCGCAGGCAAAUGAUAAUGCGAUGAGGCGUGCUGCUGAGGAGGCACGUGAUCAGCAUCAGCGCCAGAGGGAAGUAACUCUGGACCAAAACAAAGGCCUCAAUGACUUCAGGAGGCAAAACCCACCAAAGUUCUCUGGUGAUACUGACCCAGACAAAGCGGAUCUCUGGAUUCAGGAAAUCGAGAAGAUAUUCGGCGUACUACAAACUGCUGAGGGUGCCAAAGUGGGCAUGGCGACUUAUCUGCUACUCGGGGAUGCUGAGUACUGGUGGAAGGGCACCAGAGGAAUUAUGGAAGACAAUCACGAGGAGAUUAGCUGGAACUCAUUCCGGACCGCAUUCUUGGAAAAGUAUUUUCCAACAAGUGCUCGGGAUGAGCGGGAGUCACAAUUUCUGACACUCCGUCAGGGAGGUAUGUCGGUACCGGAAUUUGCUUCAAAGCUGGAAUCUUUGGCGAAGCAUUUUCAAUUCUUUCAUGAUCAUGUGAAUGAGCGCUACAUGUGCAAGCGCUUUGUAAAUGGACUGAGGCCUGAUAUUGAGGACUCAGUGAGGCCGCUGGGAAUCAUGCGAUUCCAGUCGUUGGUUGAGAAAGCCACGGAGGUGGAGCUGAUGAAAAAUAGAAGGAUGAAUAGAGCAGGAAUUGGGGGACCGAUGAGGUCGAGCUCCCAAGACAACAAGGGAAAAGGAAAGUUACAGAUGAAGAAGCCUUAUCAGCGUCCUACGGGGGAAGGGUUUACCCCAGGACCGUUCAGGCCUACGAUUGCUGCUGCGGGAGGAGCAGGAAGCCAAGCUGGGAGCCGUGAGAUGACAUGUUUUAAAUGCGGGGAGGUUGGGCACUACUCCACGAAAUGCCCGAAGGGGAAGCCGAGGUGUUUCAAGUGUGAUCUACCAGGACAUCUGGCCAACAACUGCAAGACACCCAAGGUUGAGCCAUUUGUCAACACCAUAAGGGGAAAGCGCCCUGCUGCUAGAGGAAGAGUUUAUAUCAUGGAUGGUGAAGGAGCUGAGGAGUUAACCAGAGGAGAGCGCAAGAACGAUGGAACUUUUGAGGAAUUUCCUGAGGAGCAACGCUUUGCUUGUGAGGAAGAGUUAGAAGAUAAUCCUGGAGAAUCUGCAGAUGUCUUUGGCGGGCUGAUUCAUGAUGGUUCAUCCUUCGGGAGGAACUAAGGUUGAGAUGCGGGAACUGGAGCGUAUCGCGGUAGCGAGAGGAGGACGGAUGGUGUACAUAGACUAGGUCGUUCUGGAUUCAGAUUCGGGUACGAUCAUGCUAGCAUGUAGGUUUUAGUGCUGGUGUGAGCUCCUCGAGAUGGGAUUAGUGUAGGAGUAGAGUCUUAGCUCUGAACAUCAUUUGUUUUCUUUGGGGACAGGGUAGUUUCCCACCUAUAGCUUUUUGUGUGGUUUCGUUACGGGAAUCACAGAGAGUUGGUUGGACUUAGGAGGUCUUGCUUCAGGCCGAUGGGCCAGCUUAUUCUCAGUUUUGAGGGAUGGUGUUGCGGACACUUGACCUUUCUUGUGGAUUGUACCUUUUGCCUUCGG
Lotus japonicus is the source of this 1639-nucleotide messenger RNA. RefSeq lists its product as uncharacterized. NCBI's taxonomy places the organism in Eukaryota, Viridiplantae, Streptophyta, Magnoliopsida, Fabales, Fabaceae. The transcript has 3 exons. Gene Ontology annotation, molecular function: zinc ion binding; nucleic acid binding. The record is from RefSeq and is a predicted model, not a curated record. The coding region runs from base 29 to 1270 and encodes 413 amino acids.